This is a messenger RNA of Perkinsus marinus ATCC 50983, 1053 nucleotides long. Its product is annotated as Exosome complex exonuclease RRP45, putative. The transcript is spliced from 8 exons. Gene Ontology annotation, cellular component: nuclear exosome (RNase complex); cytoplasmic exosome (RNase complex). Bases 1 to 1053 code for a protein of 350 amino acids. Lineage: Eukaryota; Perkinsozoa; Perkinsida; Perkinsidae. The record is from RefSeq and is a predicted model, not a curated record. Gene Ontology annotation, biological process: nuclear polyadenylation-dependent mRNA catabolic process; U4 snRNA 3'-end processing; exonucleolytic trimming to generate mature 3'-end of 5.8S rRNA from tricistronic rRNA transcript (SSU-rRNA, 5.8S rRNA, LSU-rRNA).
AUGUCGCUGACGUUAUCGGACGAGGCGUUUGCCUACUCGGCAAUAUUCCCCGAGGCCAGUGAGAAGAGCACCUCCACUGUUGGGCUGAGGGCUGAUGGACGGACGCUGCUCGACUGUCGACGUAUGAAGCUUCGGUUAGGGCCAGCACUAGGCCAGUGUGAGUGUCGUGUUGGCAGCACUUGGGUUAGGGCGGUGGUGACAGGAGAAGUGAUCACGCCCCCACCAGAGAGGCCCAACGAGGGUAAACUGUUCGUCAGUGUGGAUUAUGGUGCAGUAGUCAGCAGUGCCACACUUCCCUCUGGGGACUCCGCAGGGCUGCCCGGAACGGCUCAAACACCCGAGGCUGUAUCAUUAUGUAACCAACUGGAGAGGAUGCUCAAAGGCUCCAAGGCUGUCGAUGUGGAAGCAUUAUGUAUCGCUGGUGGCAGUAGAGUGUGGAGUGUUCGCUUGGAUGUACAUGUCUUCACUGAUGCUGGUAACGUCGGCGAUGCAGCAGCAACAGCUAGCGUGGCAGCACUGAUGCAUUACCGGAGGUCAGAGGUCACCACGAUGGAAGGGUCUACUGUGGUCCGGGAGGAGCUGGAGCCAAUGCCGCUGUCGAUCCAUCACAUGCCCCUCCCACUCACGUUCACACUGGUCAAAAGCCCUGAUGGUACCACCUCGGCGGUACUAGCCGAUCCCACCUCUCUAGAAGAACGGCUCAGCGGUGGGGCCCUACUGGUUGUUGUUGUUAACCAGUACGGUGAGCUGUGUAGUCUGCUGAAGCCUGGUGGCACCUCCUGCCCGCUGCCCACUGUUAUCAAUUGCAUACAUGCGGCCGCAGGAAGAGCCAAGGAAGUUCAUAAAAUGAUCGCUGAUGCUCUCGAGAAGGAUACCGCCCAACGAGGGGAGCGCAAGAAGGAUAUUCAUCACAAGUACGACACCAAGACGGUGUUGACGAUCAACACUGAUGGAAUAGUGAAGCCUGAGGUCCAGCGGGAAGGCGGUGACAGUGGAGCUAUCGAUGAUAGUGGUGAUACCCCCAAGCCCAAGAAGGCUCGGGCCAACGUCUGA